GACCAAGUACACAAAAUCCUUUGAAGCAGCUCACGAGUACCCAUGGCACGAUGCUCAAGCUGGCCAAGGCGUGACAUCUCGCAGAUAUGCUUGGCGAUCUACGAUUACAGAACAAGCUUGUAAAUACUUUUCGCGCAUUCUACCUUGAGCUACUGGACGCUCACGCCCAAAAACCCCUAGAGCACGAACCCUUCACAUAUUUGGAGGACCACAUUGGUACUCAUACCAAAAUCGAAAAGUUUAUCAUAGACUUCUUCGCCAGACUAAGUCGAUAUACGGGCGACUUCAGCACUGAGGAACUCCUCCCAUUUCGACAUGAUGUUGCGCUGUCUUUAAAGCUGCGAUGUACGCAGUUGGUGGUACUAAGACUCUCUGACGAUAUGAUUACUACCGGCAAUUCAUGCUUUAAUGUCAGUGACUUGGACAUGACAAAGCAUGCCACUUUACAUACCAUAAUGCCUAUCAAGGUUUCCUCAAGCACGGAUUUCGACUCCUCAUCAUCAAAGCGCGGCUACUCAACAUCUACAUCAUCAUCCUUAGUCUCCCUUCCCAUAACAUCAAGGGCUCCUAUCUCCGUCAAAUCGCUUGUAUGUGGCCGCGGACAUCGGAUGCGCCCGUCACUUCCAAGGACUACGACAUUAACCGGACAGUCCGAAGUUCUGAUGUCUCACACGCUGAUAAGUUGCGUCACAGCCGAAUUCCGGCGCAGCUAUUCGACCUUCUCAUACGCGCUCGGUGUCUCAAAUGAAUUCACCUCAAAACGGGGCGCCCUUCAUGGGACACCGACCUAUCGCCAGACGUCGAAGAAUCGUCCUUGGCCUAGGGGAUGAUUCAUCAGACGAGGUUACAGUUGAUGAUCUGUUCCCUCCAAAGUUACCACCGCUACCACGUAGCAUCAGUGAGUUAUUCAGAGCCAGCAUAACGACAGAUGCACGGUGAUCUUCGGAGCUACCGCUUGGCUACCGUUUCAAAAGACACUGCUAGUAUAUUCAAGCUCGUUUUCGACGAGCUAAACAUCCAAAUGGGCCAUUACAGGAUUUUGCAGAGUUGUCGCAAUUGUUUU
This is a messenger RNA of Alternaria rosae, 1063 nucleotides long. RefSeq lists its product as uncharacterized. Lineage: Eukaryota; Fungi; Ascomycota; Dothideomycetes; Pleosporales; Pleosporaceae. The transcript has a single exon. The record is from RefSeq and is a predicted model, not a curated record. Bases 87 to 830 code for a protein of 247 amino acids.